AAUUCAUAAAAUGAAUUUGAUAUGACAAUGACUUUGAAAGCUGACUAUACCUUAGAGCUUGGUAUACAAUAACUAAUACAGAAUUUUCAACACCUUUGUAAUAAUUUGUUGUAUUUUACGCGGUUUAUUGAAAUUGUAUAACCAUGAGUCAUUCUAUGAGCAGUCCUAGAAAUAUCCAACUAGUGUUUGAGACCUACCAGAAAGCUAGACUGGUUUUUGUACAAACUAUGGCUGAGCUGGCUACAAGAGCUACUAACGUGAAAUGUUUGGAAAGUGCCGGUGUCUUGGAACUUCUUCGGCCUCUACUAUCGGACGCGUGCAGCACGGUGCGGCAGUGUGCGGUGGUGGCGGCCGCGCGGCUCUGCGAGCACGAUGAGGAUAUCGCGAGGCAGAUGCUCAACGGCGGCAUGCUCACCAUCACCCUCGAGAACCUCAACAAGUAUAACGUCUAUUACAAAAGAUCUGCGCUGUAUUUAUUGAGAGCAGUUGCAAAGCACAAUGAAGAAUUAGCCGGUGCUAUAGUCCGUCUUGGUGCAUUGGAGCAUAUCGUGUCAUGUCUGGAAGAUUUUGAUACACAAGUUAAGGAAAACGCAGCGUGGGCGCUAGGCUACAUCGGCAAGCACAAUGAGAACCUGGCGGGGCUGGUGGUGGACGCGGGCACCUUACCGCUACUCGUGCUCGCCUUUCAGGAGCCCGAGAUCAGCUUGAAACAGAUUUCUGCUGGAGCGUUGGUGGACCUGGCCCAGCAUAAGCCUGAAGCAGUGGUGGACGCUGGCGCAAUCUGCCAUCUCGUGAGAGGACUCGAAAACCAAGACCCGAAAUUGAAGCGCAGCACGCUGAUGGCGCUGGGCGCGGUGGCGGGCGCUCGCUCGGAGCUGGCGGAGGCGGUGGUGGCGGGGGGCGCGCUGCCGCCCGCGCUACUGCACGCCGGACACGACGCCGCCGCCGUGCGCCGCGCCGCCGCCUGUCUGCUGCGUGACAUCGUCAAGCAUUCCAUUGAUCUGGCGCAACUGGUGGUGAACACUGGUGGGUGCGGGCCGCUGGUGGAGCUGCUGAACGAGCCAGCGGGCGGCGCGCGCGUGCCCGCCUGCAUGGCGCUCGGCUUCAUCGCCGGCCAGUCCGACCAGCUGGCCAUGGCCGUUGUCGAGUCCAAGGCCAUCCCAGGGCUGGUGGAGAUCCUACAGAACAUUGACUCCGAGGACGCGGAGCUGUGCGCGGCCGCAUGGACUCUCGGCCACAUCGCCAAGCACUCGCCGCAGCACAGCCUCGCCGUCGCCGUCGCUAACGCUCUGCCCAGACUAUUACAGUUGUAUACCAAUCCAAAAUCUUCACCUGAAGUGAGGGCUCGAGCUUCAUGUGCUUUGAAGCAAUCUCUGCAGUGCUGCCUACACAGGCCUGCGUUGGAGCCCUUGCUGCAUGCUGCACCCGCUUGUAUUCUCAAAUAUGUGCUUGCACAGUAUGCAAAGAUACUUCCAAAUGAUGCUAGAGCCAGGAGACUAUUCGUGACAACGGGGGCUUUGAAACGAGUCCAAGAAAUAGAUGCUGUUCCCGGAACUUCAUUGAAAGAAUACAUAAAUAUUAUAAAUAGUUGCUUUCCUGAAGAAAUCGUACGAUAUUACACUCCUGGUUAUUCAGACUCUCUCCUUGAUAGAGUUGAAGCAUAUACUCCACAGGUACCGGAGCUUUUCACCGACAGGGUUCCAAGCGACUGUCAAAGUGAAUUGACAAUAGAAAAUGGAAAUUAAACGCAUGUGAUGGUUGGAAUACAAUCUGUAAUUUAUAUAUUAAAGGUUUU
Molecule: messenger RNA, 1795 nt
Organism: Plodia interpunctella (Indianmeal moth)
Lineage: Eukaryota; Metazoa; Arthropoda; Insecta; Lepidoptera; Pyralidae
Product: sperm-associated antigen 6-like
Exons: 14
Coding region: 144-1745 (533 amino acids)
Biological process (GO): cilium movement
Cellular component (GO): microtubule cytoskeleton
Molecular function (GO): microtubule binding
Source: RefSeq, a predicted model, not a curated record